This is a messenger RNA of Symbiodinium necroappetens, 2163 nucleotides long. The record is from the annotation of a GenBank genome assembly. NCBI's taxonomy places the organism in Eukaryota, Dinophyceae, Suessiales, Symbiodiniaceae.
AUGCUUCCACCCCUGUCUUUGCCGUCGACGCCAGUCACGGCGAGCCCGGGACGUAGUCCGGCAGCGUUGGCGCCGCAGAGCCCUUGGAGCCCCUGGAUGAGCCCCCGGCAGAGCCCUGCAGGGCCCAGCACCAAGCGACUGCGGCGGGCGAGCUCCCAGACGUUCGCGGAGGGCUCUCCGAGCUUCGUCGCGAGGGACCUGUACCAGUCCCCGACUUUGCAUCCUGCCGGUGAUGGGGGCGGACUCACUGUCCAAGGUGCAGCACCACCCACAGAGAUCCGCCGCCUUUUAAGGCAGUGCAUUGGACACACAACUGGUGCAGACGAAGAAGUCCUGGAAGCUUUCGAGCUCCUCGCGGUCCUUUGGCAACAGGCUGGCCAGGUCAGUGGCCUGAGUUGGAUGAAUUGCAAGCUGGACUGGCUGCUUGCCGGCACAAGCGCUUGCUGGUUGCAGUGCGUUGAAUUGAGCUGUGCCCAGGGGCAACCUCAAAAAGAUCUGACCGAACUUUGCACUGAGAUGGCGUUGCUCUUGAGCGGAGGAUCCUCUCAGCGUUUCGAGUGGGGCUUUGCCUUUAUGGGCAACGACGCUGCCACGGGCUUGCCCUUUCCUGUUCAGCGUCGCCGCAACUCCCUGCCGACGGAACUUGGUGCAGCAACGCAGGGCGACCCCCGCAAAGUCGAGGAGCUCUUGCAAGAAGUGUCGAACAUCGAGGAUCACGUGGUCAGAUCCGACUUCUGGCUCGGCGCGUUGCAGAGCACUCUACUCCGCCUUCAGCGCAAUUCAGGUCGUCCCGACAGCCCGAUUUGCGAUGUUACCGGCGAGCGAAGCGCGGAAGAUCAUGCGGACGAGCUCCUGCUGCAGCAGGCCGAAGCAGCGAUGGAGCGAAUCGCCCCAUCGGACCGCCUCCUGGAGGUCCAGUUUGACACGGAGACGGGCUUCGGCAGCGCCGUCACGCGGUCCUUUUAUGCAGAGGUUGCCAGGGCACUGCAGAACAGGGCCACGAACCGAAAGGUUCCCAUGUGGGUCGAGGAUGAUUCAAGCAACAGCGGCAGCAGUGGCAGCGGCGGCGGGUCCAGUCAGCACCUACGCUGCCGCUCCGGGCUGUGGGUGCGUCCGCUACCACCAUCCAGCUCAAUGAGGGAGGCUGCCGAGCGCCGUUUCCGCUUCCUGGGCCGCCUGGUGGGGCGCGCACUAAAGGACGGCUUCAUUGUCCCAUUGCCACUGGGAGAGGUCUUUUUUGCCCGGACUCUCUUGGGUCAGAAGCCCGCCAAGCUGCACGAGAGCAGCAAACGAGAACCGUUGGCAGCGUUGCCCAGGCCUGGAGCGGGCUGCGCCGGAGAGCUGUGCGGCACCUUGGCCGAUUUCGUUGCUGCGCUGAAGUCGGGCGAGGAAGUUUUUCGCCGCAAGCGGGAAGAGGCGGGUCUAGGCAGGCCUCCGGCCGAAGAGCUGCGGAGCUGGCGCAGAUCUCAGGGUCGGGAGCGAGACUUCACCACGCGGUUUCUGGCAGCAGGAGCUAUCCCUGAGCCAAUGUCUUUCGAGGACUAUAUGUCCUUGGUUGGUGUCAGCUUCUUGGAGACGGGCCUCAGUGGUGCUCCUUUGUGUCCGGGUGGUGCUGAUCGGUCUGUCACAGUCGAGAAUGUCGAGGAGUUCGUCGAACUCGCCCACGCUUACUGGUGCGAUGAUGGAGUAAGGGGUCAGCUCACAGCCUUCCGAGAGGGCUUGGACGAGGUCAUACCGGUAGAGUGCUUCAGUGCCUUCAGUGCAUUGGAGCUACGCGACAUGAUAUGCGGGGAAGACUCCGUGGAGUGGGGCGAGCAAGAGUUACUGGAUCAUCUGCGUCCAUCAGGUGGUCUCACUGAACAAUCGCCGGCGUACCAACACUUGGUGGCUGUCUUGCUGGACAUGGAUCAGGUGAACCGGUCUCGCUUCCUCGAUUUCGUUUCAUCUUGCCCGCGAUUUCCACCCGGAGGUAUCGAUUCGUUCCACGUGGACGUGUUCCCAGACUCGACCGCAGGACGUGGAUUCCCACGAUCGCGCGCCUGCGCCAACCAGCUCUAUUUGCCCCUGUACAGAUCCAAAGAGGAAUUAAGGGAGAGACUCCAUGAGGCGAUGCAUGGUUCUGCUGGACAUCAUGAACAGGAGCAACGUAUCCUGGCAUCAUGA